AUGACAUCUGUGCCCAAGCCGGCGCCGCAUGGCCACUUCAACGUGCUCUUCUUUGCCGGUGCCAGCUCCUACACAGGCAAAGACGGUGUGGCGUUGCCGGCGCCGCUGCCAUUGGGCGAACUCUUUCCCGAGCUCGAGGCCAGGUUCCCCGGCGUAAAGGCCAAGAUACUCGACUCGUGCCUGGUGACGGUCAACCUUGAAUACGUAGAUGUGCCGGGGGAGGGCGACGGCGACGGCAUCGUUAUCCAGGAAGCGGACGAGGUUGCGAUUAUUCCGCCAGUCAGCUCCGGGUGA
Molecule: messenger RNA, 294 nt
Organism: Hirsutella rhossiliensis
Lineage: Eukaryota; Fungi; Ascomycota; Sordariomycetes; Hypocreales; Ophiocordycipitaceae
Product: thiS family domain-containing protein
Exons: 1
Coding region: 1-294 (97 amino acids)
Biological process (GO): Mo-molybdopterin cofactor biosynthetic process
Cellular component (GO): cytosol
Source: RefSeq, a predicted model, not a curated record